Cordyceps militaris CM01 is the source of this 1743-nucleotide messenger RNA. RefSeq names its product Major facilitator superfamily transporter. Bases 1 to 1743 code for a protein of 580 amino acids. Gene Ontology annotation, biological process: transmembrane transport. Lineage: Eukaryota; Fungi; Ascomycota; Sordariomycetes; Hypocreales; Cordycipitaceae. Gene Ontology annotation, molecular function: transmembrane transporter activity. The transcript has 3 exons. The record is from RefSeq and is a predicted model, not a curated record.
AUGAGACCCAGCUCUGACCGCCGCACACCGCGGCCGCCCUCGCUCGACGGCGUGCUGCUCCCAGCCGUGCCGAACAGCCGUGAUGCGCCGCCGCCGGCCGUCUCCAAAGAGCAGACCAGCAAGAAACCCGUCGCGUGGAAGGACAUGCCCCAAAAACGGCAGCUCGCCAUCCUGACCAUCUCCCGUCUGAGCGAGCCGUUGGUGCAGACGUCGUUGCAGGCCUACAUGUAUUACCAGCUCAAAUGGUUCGACCCGUCCCUGCCCGACUCCGCCAUCGCCACGCAGGCCGGCCUCUUGCACGCCAGCUUCAUGGCCGCCCAGUUCGUCACGGCGCUCGUCUGGGGGCGCGUGGCCGACUCGCCGCGCGCCGGCCGCAAGACGGUGCUGCUCAUCGGACUCGUCGGCACCAGCCUGUCGUGCGUAGGCUUUGGCUUUGCCACGUCCUUUUGGCAGGCGCUGCUAUUUCGGACCCUCGGGGGGGCGACGAAUGGCAACAUUGGCGUGAUGCGGACCAUGAUUAGCGAAAUCGUCAGGGAAAAGAAAUUUCAACCCCGCGCAUUCAUGCUCCUCCCCAUGACCUUCAACGUCGGCAUCAUCGUCGGCCCCAUCCUCGGCGGCCUCUUGUCCGACCCGGCCGGCAGCUACCCGGCGCUGCUCGGCGGCGUGCGCUUCUUCCGCGCCUACCCCUACGCCCUGCCCAACAUGGUCAGCGCCGCGUUCCUCGUCGCCGCCGCCGCCGCCGUCUGGCUCGGCAUCGAGGAGACGCUCGACGCCCUGCGCGAGCGGCCCGCCGGCGACCUCGGCCUGCGCGUCGGCCGCCGCCUCGCCGCCUGGUACCGCCGCUGCCGUAUCUGGGGACAAAAAAGCGGCCCGGACGAGCGCGGCGCGUAUGCUGCGCUCGAGACGCACGACAUGGAGCUCCCAGACACCUCGGAUACAGAAGCCGGCCGCACCGCGUCGGUUGGCGGCGGCGCAAAACCACGCCGGUCCGGUGCGCGCUACACCCAGCGCCUGCCCUUUCGGCAAAUCUUCACGCGCAACGUCAUCUUCAUCUUCAUCGCGCAAUUCUUCCUCGCCUUUCACAUUGGCACCUUUAACGGUCUGUGGUUCGUCUUUCUCUCCACGCCCGUCUACGACCCAUCCAACAGCACCACGACGCCGUCCCUGCCGUUCCGCUUCACGGGGGGCCUGGGCAUGCAGCCGCAGCGCGUCGGCGUGGCCAUGGCCAUGAUUGGCGCCAUCGGCAUCACCAUGCAGCUGUUCCUGUACCCGACGCUGGCCGCCCGCCUCGGCACGCUGCGCUCGUGGCGGCUGUCGCUGCUGUGCUUCCCGCUCGCCUACUUUGUCGUGCCGUACCUGUCGGUGGUGCCGAGCACGGUGGCGCCGCCGGCGGCCAAGGCGGGCGCGGCCGUGUGGCUGGCCAUGGGCGCCGUGCUCCUGGGGCACGUCGUCGGCCGCACGUUUGCGCUGCCGAGCAUGGCCAUUCUCAUCAACAACGGCGCGCCGCACCCGAGCGUGCUCGGGACCGUGCAUGGGCUCGGGCAGAGCGUCAGUAGCGCGGCGCGGACGCUGGGACCCGUGAUUGGCGGCCCCGUGUACGGCUUCGGCUUGAACCAAGGCUAUGUCGGCUUGGUGUGGUGGACGCUCAGCGGCGUCUCCGUGUGUGCGUGCCUGGCGAGCCUGUUGGUCAAGGAGGGGGAUGGCCACGAAGUGUGGCUGGAAGGCGAUGACGAGGAUGAAUAG